UUAGGAACCAUAAACCAGUUUCUCAGAAACUUCACUUUGAAAAAUUGAGAUGUGAUUGUUUUUCCUCUGUUUUCCUUCGCACAGUAAUCAAUUAAAUCAUGUUGAAUUCCUCUUUUCUUAACUGUAUCUUUGGCCCAAGGCUUUAUCGAGUCCAUGGCUCUGCUGAACUUACGGGUCGCGAUUAUCAGGCCAAAGCUAUUGAAUCACUAAGUGAUCGAAUUAUUCGCAUUGUUGCUUUCACAUGUUCUGUUGGCUUCUAUUCUUCGCCUAUUCUGCUUUUUUUCCUUCACCGUCGAGGAAUCAUUACUCUUAGUCCUAAUGUAUCAGUAUCGAAUGAAUAUGUUUCGACUGUUGUAAGACUUGGUGGUUUAAUAUCAAUUGCUGCAUUCGUUGCUUUCUUGUCUCGUGGAGUUUCCCGAAUGCGUAACAAUGAUUACGUUGAUUUUGUUAGUGUACUGAACCGUAUAAAGAAAAUGUCCCCAGAAGAGCAAAAAAAUUCAAAAUCAUUGCUACAUCAGUACGAUUUUGAUUUCGCAUACUGGCCAGUUGAUUUUAAGUGGAAUGAAUCAAAGUUUGCCAACGCUGCUAAGCCUCCAGCCCCUCUUCAGAGACGGACGAGACGUUCUGAUGAUACACUAAUGAACAAGUUAAUAGCUUUACCUUGUAAUGUAAUGACCUUUCUUGUUGCACAAACCAUUGGUCGGCGUAUGAUCUAUCCCGGGUCCGUUUCACUUCUUCAAACCUUAGUUCAUCCAGGCUUAGUUGAUGGGAGAAAACGACUCGUUGAGCGUCAUAAUGGUAGAAGAUAUAAGCUUCUCGCUCAAAAUGGUGAUGAGAUUGAUACUAUGUUUGUGGAUCGAAGAUCGAGAUCAUCAAUGGGCCAAACUCUAGUUAUUUGCUGCGAAGGAAAUGCUGGUUUUUAUGAAACUGGAAUUACUGUUACCCCUCUUCAUACUGAUUAUUCCGUACUUGGGUGGAAUCAUCCUGGUUUUGGUGGAAGCACUGGUUUGCCAUUCCCAGAGAAUGAAGUCUCUGCUGUUGAUGUUGUCGUUAAAUUUGCCAUCGAUAAACUGGGUUUCAGUGAAAAGUCUAUAAUUAUAAUGGGAUGGUCGAUUGGAGGUUAUACGGCUUCAUGGGCAGCAAUGACCUAUCCAGAUAUCAAAGGGCUUAUCUUGGAUGCAUGUUUUGAUGAUAUAAGUCCUUUGGCACUCGCGAAAAUGCCUUCGCUGUGGACACCUCUUGUUAUUCCUUUAGUUAAAAAUUAUUUCAAUUUGAAUGUUUCUGCCCAUUUAGAUCGGUAUUCAGGUCCAGUUUUAAUCAUACGUCGUACUCAAGAUGAGAUAAUCAACACAAGUGAAGAUGAACCAACAAAAACAAACAGAGCUAACGAUAUUCUGUUUAAACUAUUCAAAGCAAGAUUUCCUAUUCUCAUGGAGGAUGAGAAAGUCUGUGAAACAUUAGAACAAUGGUUAUCAGGAGGCCUUGAAAACCAAAGACUUAUCAGUCGUAACAAAAACGUUGAUCCUGCAUCUUGCAUGUCCGUCCUCAAAUCAUUUAUUAAGGAAGAUGAAGAAAAUAGGUCUCAAUAUCCUCUAAUGGUCGGUGAAAAUUUGGAAGUUAGCCAAAAGAUUCAGCUUUCUUUAUUCCUUGCAUCCAAACAUUUUGUUGACUUUAACGAACAGCACUGUGCUCCUUUACCAACUCAAAUAUUUUCCGAACCAUGGAAUUUAUUCAAUGCUGUUAAAAAUAGUAGCUCGCUGUGAUCAACGCAUACAAAUCAAUUCAAUCGUACAAUGGAUAAAAACUUGAAUCGACUUCCUUUUUUAGGAUUUUUAACAUCUAAUCACUAUUGUUCUCAGUAUUUUGAUCCAAUGUACAUGCUCCCCGGUUGAGGCACGAUGACCGGGUAUUGUAGGCUAUUUUUCUUCAUUUUGUUUUCUUCUUUUAUUUUGUAAAUUGUUUCCAAAAUAUCCAAAACAAAGGCUGAUUCGCUUCUCACCAAAAAAAUGUCUUUGUUACUUUAAUACUCUGAAUGCAUUUGCCUAAUUAAUGUAUCUUCAUUUAAUCCUUCUUAAAGAAGGGAUAUCUUUAUUUAUCAAUGUCAAUUUUACCUGCUUCUACUUAUCUUCUUCUAUGAAACUUCGGUUAACUGAAAGAAUGAUAGUCUUUCUUCUAGAUAUAUUGUUCCAAUUAUUUCCAAUUACAAGAAGAAUGAGCAUAAUACUGUAUUUCCAUGGAACAAAAAAAGUUCUUACUUCAGUGAAACUAAGAAAAUAGAGGAA
Molecule: messenger RNA, 2282 nt
Organism: Tetranychus urticae (two-spotted spider mite)
Lineage: Eukaryota; Metazoa; Arthropoda; Arachnida; Trombidiformes; Tetranychidae
Product: phosphatidylserine lipase ABHD16A
Biological process (GO): monoacylglycerol catabolic process; phosphatidylserine catabolic process
Cellular component (GO): endomembrane system
Molecular function (GO): glycerophospholipase activity; monoacylglycerol lipase activity
Source: RefSeq, a predicted model, not a curated record